Molecule: messenger RNA, 726 nt
Organism: Oppiella nova
Lineage: Eukaryota; Metazoa; Arthropoda; Arachnida; Sarcoptiformes; Oppiidae
Source: the annotation of a GenBank genome assembly
AUGAAUGAAAUUACGACUAAUUUAUCGGUUGUAUUGCACGGAAAAAAUGAUUUAAGAUUACAACAAACACCAGUCCCUCACAAAUUAGAGCCAUUUGGUAGUUGUGGAAUAUGUGGAACUGAUAUUCAUUUAUGGAGUGAGGGAUAUGUGGCAGACUUUAUAGUGGGUAACCCCUACGUGAUUGGCCACGAAUCCAGUGCUAUAGUGGUUGCCGUCGGAGAUAGGGUAGAAAACUUAAAACCUAGGGAUAGAGUGGCUGUAGAGCCAGCUAUCCCUUGUCAUGAGUGUGACAUUUGUCGCUCCGGUCGCUACAACUUGUGUCCACUUUCUAAUCUACAAUCGCGUGGUUUACCACCGAUGGACGGAUGUCUCCAGCAAUAUUACACUCAUCCGGCACUUUUUUGCCACAAGCUUUCAGAUAAUGUAUCGGCAGAGGAGGGAGCGAUGUGUGAGCCGUUUGCAGUGGUAGUACACGCGGCCCGAAGAGUUCAAUUGAGUGCCGGCCAUAAUGUGUUGGUGUGUGGGGCCGGUACUAUCGGUCUAAUGAGUUUGCUUUGUGCCAAAGCUUUCGGUGCAAACAAAGUAUUUGUAACUGAUGUCAGGAAAAGUCAAUUAGAUUUGGCCAUAAAGUUGGGCGCAGACAAGACAUAUCUGAUUGAUUUAAAACAAUUUAAUCACUUAGAAAUGGCCCAAACUAUUAUCACAGAUAUGGGAACAGCUCCAGAU